Messenger RNA from Cloeon dipterum, 1947 nucleotides. RefSeq names its product nop5 ribonucleoprotein (gene nop5). Gene Ontology annotation, molecular function: snoRNA binding. The record is from RefSeq and is a predicted model, not a curated record. The coding region runs from base 137 to 1789 and encodes 550 amino acids. NCBI's taxonomy places the organism in Eukaryota, Metazoa, Arthropoda, Insecta, Ephemeroptera, Baetidae. Gene Ontology annotation, cellular component: box C/D methylation guide snoRNP complex; small-subunit processome. The transcript is spliced from 8 exons.
GCCUACAAAUCGACACGGACUGACGAGGACGCCGGGCUUGUUUUUAUCGACCUCGUGGUUGGAAUGAAAUUGAGUUACACUGCUUGUUGUUAGCUCCAAUUUUUAUUUGCAUUUGUUUGUACUAUCCUAAAGCAAGAUGCUGGUUUUAUACGAGACUUCAGCGGGCUAUGCUAUUUUCAAGCUCUUAGACGAAAAGAAACUGCAGGCGACAGACAAUUUAUUUAAAGAUUUUGAAACUCCAGCAAAAGCAAAUAAAAUUCUAAAACUCAAGCAAUUUUCCAAGUUCACUGACACGACUGACGCUCUCGCAGCCACAACUGCUGCGGUUGAGGGAAAAGUGUCCAAACAGUUAAAGAAGGUCCUGAAGAAGCUGGUGUUGCCAGAUGUGCAGGAGAAGCUUUUGGUGGCGGAUGCCAAGUUGGGCGGUGCCAUCAAAGAAAAAUUCAACUUUUCCUGCCUGACCAACAGCAACGUGCAAGAGCUGAUGCGAUGUAUCAGGUCGCAAAUCAACGGCCUUCUGGGAGACCUUCCCGAGAAAGAAAUGACCGCCAUGGCUCUUGGUCUGGCGCAUAGCCUCUCUAGAUACAAGCUCAAGUUCAGUCCUGACAAAGUGGACACGAUGAUCAUCCAAGCUGUUUCCCUCCUUGAUGACCUUGACAAGGAGCUGAAUAACUACAUCAUGAGGUGCCGUGAAUGGUAUGGCUGGCACUUCCCAGAGCUCAGCAAGCUGGUCACAGACAACACAGCUUACAUCAAAAUCGUCCAGCAAGUUGGCACAAGGGAAAAGAUGAUCAAAUCAGAUUUGUCAGAAAUCAUUCCAGAGGAAAUGGAAGCUCUGGUGAAGGAGGCAGCGGAAAUCUCGAUGGGAACAGAAAUUUCUGAUGAAGAUAUUGAUAACAUUCAAAUGUUAUGUAUUGAGAUCCUGGCGAUGAUCACGCACAGAACCUCCCUGUUUGAAUAUUUGAAGAGUCGUAUGAUGGUCAUUGCUCCAAACCUUUCCAUCAUGGUCGGAGAACUGAUUGGCGCUAGGCUCAUCUCACGAGCUGGAUCUUUGGUGAACCUGUCUAAGUUCCCCGCCUCCACGGUGCAACUGCUUGGUUCAGAAAAGGCCCUCUUCAGAGCUCUCAAGACCAAGAGAGACACUCCGAAAUACGGCCUCAUUUACCACGCUACCUUGGUCGGACAGGCCAGCACAAAGAAUAAGGGCAAAGCUGCCAGGAUGCUGGCCGCAAAGGCCUCUUUGGCCUGCAGAGUGGACGCCCUUGGAGAGGACGGCAACGUUGAUCUAGGUGCUGAGCACAAAGCAAAACUCGCCUCUAGGAUGCGCAUUUUAGAAGAAGGAAAUCAGAGGAGGAUCUCCAGCGGAGGGAAAGGUUCUGCCAAAAAGCACGAAAAGUUUCAGUUCAAGAGCGAAGUGGCGCAGUACGAGCCUGAGAUGGACUCAACCUUGCCUGUCAAAAAGAAGAAGAAGAAGAGGUCUCUAGUUGAAGAGGAUGGAGAGUCUUCAUCUCCAGCUGCAAAGAAACUCAAGGUUGAAGUGAAAGAAGAGGAAGCUCAGGAAGCUGUUGCAGAACCUACCUCCGAAAAGAAAAAAAAGAAGAGGAAGAGAACGAUGGAAGUCGAAGAAACCGCUGCAGCUGAACCUGAGGAGCCUGUCAGUGCAAAGAAGAAAAAGAAGAAGUCCAUGCAGCCUGAGGAAGUGGAGGAGGUUGUGGUUGCCGAGGCUAAAGCUGAACCCACCAGCGAAAAGAAAAAGAAAAAGAAGAAGUCCAAAGUAGCGGAUGAAUAAAUUUGUGCUUAAUUGCAAAUGGAUGACUUGUAUAUUUUAUAUUUUUCUUUCUCUGGCUCUGUUUCAGGCAACCUUACCCAUAAUAUUAUUUUCUUCAGACAAAUUUGCAAUUUCGGUCGGUUAAUGAUCAAAUAAAAGGCAUUGAUCUACAAGGAGAA